AUGGUCCACCUGUACCACCCGGAGAUCGCUGAUGCGCCGUACAAGAGCGACGGCCUCGCUGGGAUGGGGAUGGGAGGAGAGCUCGACAACCACCAUCAUCAUCAAGCUACCAACACCACUGGGCUCAGGAACAUCCUUGGAACAACAGAUGCGGGCCGACCUCGGGUAAUGCACGGGCGCGACUCAUUCGCCACCGACUUCUUCUUGGGAGACGAUGGGGACGAGUCGCCUGAUUGGGCGAGCAGCAGCGAGGAGAACGAGGAGCUGACGGAGCUGGUGUCGAUGUCGUUGCGCAGCCAGGGAGGAAGGAAUCGGCAGCGCAGCUCCACCAAGACCGGCUUCCAAGACUUCUACAAGCUGCUCGACGAGAGCCUGGGCGCAGGGGCGUACGGCAGCGUGCACACCUGCGUCUACAAGCCGACCGGCAAGGAGUUUGCCGUUAAGAUCGUCGACAAAGAAACGGCAAGCCACACGCGCAGCCGCCUGCAGCGCGAGGUGGACACGUUCAAGAUGUGCCGCCACCACCCCAACAUCGUCCAGCUGAUCGAGUGGUUCGAGGACUCGGACAACUUCUACAUGGUCUUUGAGAAGAUGAACGGGGGCCCGCUGCUUGAUCAUAUCCAGAGGAAGAAAUUCUUCACCGAGCACGAGGCGGCCCAGGUGACGCGCGACAUCGCGUCGGCCCUCAAAUUCCUGCACGACCACGGCAUCGCGCAUCGCGACGUGAAGCCGGAGAACAUCUUGUGCACCGACAAGGACCGUGUGUCGCCUGUGAAGUUGUGUGAUCUCGACCUCGCCAGCAAGUCGCAUCUGAACCCGGAGGAUCGGAUGGCCGCCAGUGAGCCAGACCUCGCCAGCCCUGUGGGCAGCGCCGAGUUCAUGGCCCCGGAAGUGGUCGACGCGUUCGUCGGUGAAGCACUAAAAUACGACAAAAAGUGCGACAUGUGGAGUCUGGGCGUCAUUCUCUAUAUUAUGCUCUGCGGGUAUCCACCAUUCUACGGCGAUUGCUCGGCUCAGGAUUGCGGAUGGGACAUGGGCGCUCAAUGCGAAGAGUGCCAGAACAACCUCUUCCAACGCAUCCAAGACGGGUACUUCGAGUUCCCGGAUGAGGAGUGGAGCAACAUCUCCGAGGAUGCCAUGGAUCUCAUCGGGCACCUCCUCGUCCGCGACACCAAGUUGCGGUACACGGCCGACGACGUCCUGUCGCAUCCGUGGAUGACGGGUGGUGCUCCGACCACCGAGUUGCUCACCCCGGGCAACCUGAUCCGGAACGACUCGACCAGGGAUGUGCACCAGAUCCGCGAGACAUUCCAGGCGAUGAACCGCAUCUACUCGGGCCGGAUGAGCCUCAACCGAGAGGCAUCGCAAUCAGCCCUCCCGACCCCGGGCCCGGGCGAUCUGCCUCCAAUGCCAUUGCUGAAGAUCGAGGAGAUUUGGGACGAGAAGACGUCGCAGGGAUCCCCCACCAAACCACCGCCAACCUGGGCUGAAGAGGUGGAGAACGACGAGAUGAUGUUCCCGGUCUUUGGCAUUGGCCUCGAGAAUGAUGCCGCCGUCCAGCAGUACUCCUCCAACUACUAUAAUUACGACACCACGGAGGAGCCGUCCAGCUUCAAGCCGAGCUCGGCCAAAAGCCUCACCGCCAUCGAGACGUGCCAGUCGGCCCUCGCCCGCCAGGACUCCGCCACGGACACGCGCCGCGAGCAGAAAGUCGACGCC
This is a messenger RNA of Mesorhabditis spiculigera, 1719 nucleotides long. The record is from the annotation of a GenBank genome assembly. NCBI's taxonomy places the organism in Eukaryota, Metazoa, Nematoda, Chromadorea, Rhabditida, Rhabditidae.